Molecule: messenger RNA, 834 nt
Organism: Aspergillus calidoustus
Lineage: Eukaryota; Fungi; Ascomycota; Eurotiomycetes; Eurotiales; Aspergillaceae
Source: the annotation of a GenBank genome assembly
AUGUCGACCCUCUUGGAAAUAACCUCAGAGGAGGCCUUUGGCCCUCACCUCGCCUCAAUCCCAUCAUCCUCCCUCAUAGUCCUCUACUUUCACGCCCCAUGGGCCGCUCCAUGCGCGCAAAUGCGCGGGGUCCUGUCCGCCCUCGCCUCCCAAUAUCCUGUCACCACCCCGCCAACCGUCUCCUUCAUCAGCAUCAACGCUGAAGAACUUCCUGACAUCUCCGAAGACUACGACGUCACGGCCGUUCCCUACGUUGUGCUGCUCAAAGACGGUACAAUUCUCGAAUCCAUCAGCGGAAGCGAGGCCGCAAAAGUGCGCGACGCUGUCGAACGAUACGCGGGCUCGGGAACAAGCGCCAGCGCGGCCAAUGGUGCUGGGAUUGGCAGCAGUGCGAUCCCGCCUCCAUUGACGGCUGUGCCGAGGGAGGAUGCCCCGACAACGGCUACACAAGCGCCUGUGGCUGCGGCGGGCCAGGGCGUCGGUGGUGCUGCGCCGGCUUUGACACCCGAACAGAGCAAGGAGGCUUUGUUUUCUCGGCUUGCUGAGCUGGUUAAGGCUGCGCCGGUCAUGUUGUUUAUGAAGGGUACACCCAGUGCGCCUCAAUGUGGAUUCAGUCGGCAAUUGGUUGGUAUCCUACGGGAGCGGAGUGUUAAGUAUGGAUUCUUCAAUAUCCUCGCCGACGAGGAUGUGCGGCAGGGCCUGAAGGAGUUUGCGGAUUGGCCUACUUUCCCGCAACUGUGGGUUAACGGAGAGUUGGUUGGUGGAUUAGACAUUGUCAAGGAAGAACUCGAGAACGACCCCGACUUCCUCAACGGCUUCUCUGUCAAUAAAUAG